Messenger RNA from Pistacia vera, 1694 nucleotides. Its product is annotated as phosphopantothenate--cysteine ligase 2-like. The record is from RefSeq and is a predicted model, not a curated record. The coding region runs from base 415 to 1350 and encodes 311 amino acids. The transcript is spliced from 9 exons. Gene Ontology annotation, biological process: coenzyme A biosynthetic process. Gene Ontology annotation, cellular component: nucleus; cytoplasm. Gene Ontology annotation, molecular function: phosphopantothenate--cysteine ligase activity. Lineage: Eukaryota; Viridiplantae; Streptophyta; Magnoliopsida; Sapindales; Anacardiaceae.
CUCACAGCUGUUGCUAAAUUUUCAUUUAUUUAAUAAAUAUAACAAUUCACAUGGAAUGGAUAUGGUGGAAUUCUUGUACUAAACAAUUUCACAUGUUUUUCAUCCAUUCCUGCCCUCCGAGAGAUUAUAGAAAACACUGAAAACAAUUUCGUUUUUCAACCGAGUUACUCUCAUUUUACAGAAAAAGAACAGUAAUACGGUGUUUAAAAAGUAAAAGCGAGAGCGUACGGUGGGAUUAGUCGGGUUGCAACCUGCAAUUAUAUCUUGGUGGCGGGAAUUGACGGCUAUUAAAAUAUCUCCAACGAAAGUACCCAAGCUAUAAAAAAGGAAAUCUAAGUCUACAGAUUUUCGCCCAUUCAUUAGCGUUGAAUUGAAGCCUAGCCAAUCCGCUACUCGGCACCAGGCAGUUAGAAGAUGAAUUCAUCGCUGGGAUCAGAAAUCGACUCGUUUUACGAGUCGGCUCCGCCUCUGAAAGAGCGCGACAGUAUCAUGGAGAAAUUAAACGAAUUUGUCGAACUUAACUGUAAAGGAACGAAACGAGUGGUGUGUGUGACAUCUGGCGGUACCACGGUGCCAUUGGAGCAGCGUUGUGUUCGUUACAUUGAUAAUUUUAGUUCCGGCCAUAGAGGAGCCGCAUCUACUGAGUAUUUUUUGAAGGCGGGAUACGCGAUUAUCUUUUUGUAUCGAAGGGGAACGAGCCAGCCGUAUUGCAGGUCCCUUCCUGAUGAUCCGUUGCUUGAAUGUUUUGAGGCGACUGAUGAAUUGAAUAUUCAAGUUCGCCAACCUUAUUCUGAAGCAGUGAAGAGGGCUAUUAGGGAUCAUCAUGCUGCAGUAGCAGGCGGUUUUCUGUUAAAACUUCCCUUUACAACUAUAUUUGAGUAUCUUCAGAUGUUGCAGAUGGUUGCAGUAUCACUAAGGAGUCUUGGGCCACUGGCAAUGUUCUAUCUCGCUGCUGCAGUGUCGGACUUUUAUGUUCCCUGGAAAAGCAUGGCAGAACACAAGAUUCAGUCUGGCUCUGGUCCCCUCGACAUGCGGCUUGUGCAAGUGCCAAAAAUGCUAUCAGUGUUGAGGACAGAAUGGGCUCCCAUGGCCUUCUGCAUAUCAUUUAAGCUUGAGACAGAUACAAAGAUUCUUCUAGAUAAGGCUGAUAUGGCUCUGAGAAAGUACAAGAUGAAUGCAGUUGUAGCAAAUGAGCUCUUGACUCGCAAAGAGGUGGUCGUAGUUGUCACAGAUAGUGAAAAGAUUUCAGUUCAGAGAGACAAGACAGAGGCUGGUUCUGAUGUAGAAAAUCCGUUGGUCAAACUCCUUGUGGACAGACAUUCAGCUUUCAUCAAGGAUUCUAAUGCAUAGCAAACAACAGAGAUACAUGACAUACAACACUAAUUGUCAAAUGAAAUAAUACCUAAUUUUAGGAUCUUUUAGUUUUUCCAUUAUCUCGAGCCUUGUUUUCUCAAGGAUUGUUCCUGUGUUGUAUCAGCUUUUCUUUAUUUGGCUUAACAAAGUUAAGCCAAAAAUUGUUUUUAUUUUCUUCGCAUUCUGAAGAAAAUGUUGUAUAACAAAUAAACUUGUAACUUUUGUCAGUCACCUUGAUUUCCUUGUUGAUCUAAUAAUAGUUUCUACGAAGGGAUCCAAGGAAAACAUUGUAAUACUGAAAGAAAGGUUAGUUUUUAAUUAAAAUGGUUAUCCAUUCUUUU